AUGGGCCUGAUGAUACUGCAUUGUGAUAGCUUAUUUGGCCACCUUGAAGCACCCUACUUCACAGCAGAGAGACAUUCUCCUAACGCCGAUUCAAUCUGUGGUCCAGUUCCAUCAGCAGUCAGCAUCUCGCCUCCAGCUGACUUGGACUCCAGUCCUAGUCGACGCCGAUGGUUAGAAGCGCUGGCCGCAGUUACGACGACCGAAGGCAACCGGUCUCUUCGCCUUUCCUCGGCUAACUGCCGACCAUCUAUCGGCCAUUCUAAAUUUAUACCUAGCAGUAGUGUACAAAGCCUAGGUUCGGAUUCUGGUGCCGAUGCUAGCCCCAGCGAACCGGCUGAACUUAGACAUCACCUCGACUCAUCUAUGGCCAUUACUGCAACUUCGAUAUCUCUAAAUGCAGUUGAUACAGAGGAACCGGGGCCUUCUAGCAUGGAACCUCAAUCUGAUAUGAUGGAUCGCGGCGGUAAUCUGGAUAUGUUAGAACAGCUGCCCAGACCGAUGUCAGAUCUGGAGAGCAAUUUGAUACUGCCUGUUCGUUCGAUAACCUUCGAUUUCGGACUACCCAUACUCGGACUCAACUUUUCUAACAUAGACGAUGGUCAUGCAGCAAUGGAUUCUCUUUACUCAGGAGAUCGUGUUGCCUCGGAAACAGACCACGCGAGGAGAGAGGUGGAGGAUGAUGGGGAAAUUGUCGAUUUAGGCGACAAGAAUUCCUUGGAUGAUUUUAGGAAGGCAGUCGAAGCCAAUACAUUUAGUGCGAUGGGAUUGACAUCCUUGCCUGGGGACACGUCUUCCUCCUCGAGUGAUGAACUGCCAGCUUCACUUCAGCUUGAUGAGAUCAAAGCCCACUUGGAGGCGAAUAUCAAGCGACAGCAUCAAACCGGACUACAGAAUAACUCGCAGUUUUCCCGUCCUCAAAGUCAUCGGCGCAAGACUACUUUAUCGAGUCUAAUGCUCUGCUCCUCGACCUCUGUGACUGGGCUUGCUUCAGACAGAGACUCUACUGAUGAUGACGACUUUUCUGAAACCGUUGAUGAAGCUAUCCUUAAUGAUUCGUCUGGUGACCAACAAAGACAGGAAGAAUCAAUCCCAAGUCGGACCCAAGCCAGACGUCUAUCCGGCUCCGGGUCUAGGGGUCUCUUAUUUGACAACGAGCCAAUUGAAUCGGCUAUUGGGUCUCCAAAUCGGAUUGCAAGUCAUUCAUCCGGCCGUCUAGCAGGUUGGCGUGGAGAGCUGCGAAGACACAGCCUGGCUGUUGGUGCUGCUGCCAGUGCGGCGAGGCGGUCAUUCACUGCAGCAACGAGACUUGGAAGCAAUGGCAGCACAGGUGGACAUGCGGCUGGGACUGAAUCUGGAAGUCUUUCUGGCUCUCACUCCAAUAUUCAGACAGCUGAUUACAAAGCGUAUUAA
Molecule: messenger RNA, 1410 nt
Organism: Protopolystoma xenopodis
Lineage: Eukaryota; Metazoa; Platyhelminthes; Monogenea; Polystomatidea; Polystomatidae
Source: the annotation of a GenBank genome assembly